AUGGAUGAAGAAAUUUGUCUAUCGCUAACCAAGAUAAAUAGAGAUGUUAGAAAGGAAAAUAAAUCCGUCAGAAAUCGACUUCAGAGUAUCCUUUUAGACAAUAAAUUUUUACAAGAUCGAGUUAUUCCUGUAUUUCCCUAUUUUCCACUGGUGCCCAAUGAAAGAUGUGGGAUAUGGUAUUGCAAGCCAUCAACUUAUAAGCAGACCAGUUACUUCAAAAGCACAGAUGGCCACGUCAAUCAAUGGGACUUUAGCACCCGAAGAUUGAACUUCCAUUUGUUAGAGACUAUUAGAGAUAAUAAAGGUAUUAUAAUCGUCGAUAGUACAAGAAGAGGUAAAAAAAUACCGGAUGCUCUAAGUAAAACUGUUCCCAUUUGGUGUGCGGUAUUGAAUACGAUUAUGCUUCAAGAAACAGAAGAAAACUUCGACAUUGAUAAAGCGUUAUACCUUCCGCCUGAGACGGUACCCAAAUCAGAGUACGACAUGAUCAAGAGAAAAAUACCUGAGUUAGUUACCAAACUACGAAAGUUAAAUAUUAUAGAUUCUAAGAAAUUAAAUGAACUGUUUAUGGGCAAAAUAUUGCGACCCAUAUGGGUUCAUCCCGGCUCGUCAUUACUAAACCAUUCUGUUGAUUAUUUUACGGGCGAAAUACAGCAGCAUGAAACUUGGGAAACCCCUGAAGACCAAAACAUUAUACCUAUUAUUUUGUGCACAGUGAGUUACCAAGCACAAGAUGGUAUGGAUAAACGGUAUGGCUUUACCUAUGUGCAGGGUGCAGCCGACGACCAUGAGCUCUGGUCUUUUGGUUUAGAUUCAAAGAUGUUUUGGGCUCACGUAGAAUUUUUAUGUGACAAAAAUAACUCAGACGAUCAGUUGCAUGACUAUAUCACGGAUUUAGUUGCUAAAAAGCUAAAAAGUCAAAUGUAUAUUCAAGAUAAAGGUGGCUUGGAUGAAAUUUUUGGGAAAGUUGAUAAAAUCACGGAUGAAAUAUCCCUGGGAAAAGUAGUUCAAGGCUUAUUCAUCAAUGAAAAAUUGAAAGAAGAAUUAAAAUCAGAGUACGGUAAAGUUCUAAUUUUAAGUGAUUCUGUAACUGUUGCCGAAGAUGCAGGUGUUGUAGAAGCAACCAAAUCAAAUCCCUUUAUUACAGUUUAUAAAUUGCAAAGUGGAGACAAGAAAAGUUCAAAGGCUUUACGAUCUAUUUUACCGAAGAUUCACGAAGAAGUUGAAUUGGCGUUCGCAAAUCGAGCAGAAGAAAUGAGGCCCAUGCUUGUAUGUUGCAAUACGGGGACAGAUAUGUCAAUUGGUGUGAUUUUGAGUAUCCUUUGUACCAAGUAUACCGAAGAAUGGAUGCUCACUCAGGAGUUACCGGAAGUUAAUAAGAUUAUAAUAAGAAAACACUUGACAAAAUUGAUUUCUCACUUGCACGGUCGUAAUGUUAAUCCGUCAAGAGCAACACUGAACAGUGUCAAUAGUUUUUUAAUGUAG
Messenger RNA from Saccharomyces mikatae IFO 1815, 1485 nucleotides. RefSeq names its product tRNA A64-2'-O-ribosylphosphate transferase (gene RIT1). The record is from RefSeq and is a predicted model, not a curated record. The transcript has a single exon. The coding region runs from base 1 to 1485 and encodes 494 amino acids. Gene Ontology annotation, cellular component: cytoplasm. Lineage: Eukaryota; Fungi; Ascomycota; Saccharomycetes; Saccharomycetales; Saccharomycetaceae. Gene Ontology annotation, biological process: charged-tRNA amino acid modification. Gene Ontology annotation, molecular function: tRNA adenosine(64)-2'-O-ribosylphosphate transferase activity.